Molecule: messenger RNA, 363 nt
Organism: Spathaspora passalidarum NRRL Y-27907
Lineage: Eukaryota; Fungi; Ascomycota; Pichiomycetes; Serinales; Debaryomycetaceae
Gene: RPL35
Product: 60S ribosomal protein uL29
Exons: 2
Coding region: 1-363 (120 amino acids)
Biological process (GO): translation; maturation of LSU-rRNA from tricistronic rRNA transcript (SSU-rRNA, 5.8S rRNA, LSU-rRNA)
Cellular component (GO): ribosome; cytosolic large ribosomal subunit
Molecular function (GO): structural constituent of ribosome; mRNA binding
Source: RefSeq, a predicted model, not a curated record
AUGGCUGCUGUUAAAACUUUUGAAUUAAGAACCAAGUCUAAGGAACAAUUAGAACAACAAUUGGUUGAAUUAAAGCAAGAAUUGGCCACCUUAAAGGUCCAAAAGUUGCAAAGACCAUCUUUACCAAAGAUCCACACCGUCAGAAAGAACAUUGCUCGUGUAUUGACUGUUAUUAACUUGACUCAAAGAGAAAAUGUUAAGGCUUUCUACGCUGGUAAGAAGUACCAACCAAAGGACUUAAGAGCCAAGAAGACCAGAGCUAUCAGAAGAAGAUUAACUAAAUUCGAAGCUAACAAGGAAACCGAAAAGGCUAGAAAGCAAAGAAUUGCUUUCCCACAAAGAAAGUUCGCUAUCAAGGCUUAA